AUGUUAGCCAGAUAUAUUCUCAGUUCUAAUAGGAGGUUGUUACGUUGUAUCUCUGAUGCUCCGGUUAAUAGUCCUAAAGCUGCUGAAAAUGAGCAAUGGCUACAAAACUUAGAUAAAGCACGAUAUGAAUCAAAGCGAGUAAGAGAUGAGGUGGACCAGAAUGCUAUACAAGAAGAUAAAGAUUCCAAAUUUUUGGAAGGUCCCGGGGGAUUUAAAUAUAAAAUAGCUUCUAAAUCACAAGAAUCAACAUAUAUCAUUGUAAAGUCGCCUCUAAGCAACUUUACGUCUGUGGAAUACCUUCAAAGAAACAAGAAUCGUAAAAUCCAGCAAUCUAACUUUGUUGAUCUGAAAAUCGUUAAAUGCAGGAGUGGUAAUGGUGGUAAUGGUAUGGUAUCGUUUUUCAGAGAUGCAGGAAGAUCAAUAGGUCCUCCUGAUGGUGGUGAUGGUGGGAAUGGGGGUAGUGUGUAUAUUCAAGCCGUGCCAGGAAUAAAUACAUUGGCAAAACUAAAAAACACAUAUAUUGCUGAUGACGGUAAAAGUGGUGCAGCUGGGCAACUGGAUGGUGCUAAUGGUCGUGAUAUCCUACUUACAGUACCAGUGGGUACUGUAGUAAAAUGGUGUAUGGAUCCUACUGUUGUUCGUAAAUUCAUAGAUAAGAAGGUACGUUCCAAUCAAGGAGAUUCUUUAAGAAAUAUUCUCAACAGUAACAUGGUAACAAUGCAAUGCAGAGGUAUGUAUGAACUGGAUAGGAUACCAAGGAAAAUUCAGUUAUUUAGGAAUUCGUAUGAGCCUGGAAGCGGUUGGUUAUUCAAAGGUAAAGAUGAAGACUACCACCUUGAAAAGGAUUGGUUUAUUGCACUGAACAAGAAGGUAACAAAUCACGACCUCGAAAUCAUAACACAAGAACUAGAAAAUGACAGCUUUCCUUUAUUUGGUCUUGAUUUGUACAAGCCCACAGAAAAACCGAUCUGUCUCUUAAAAGGUGGUGCAGGUGGUUUAGGUAACAUGCACUUUUUAACCAACCUAAUAAGGAACCCUAGGUUUGCAAAAUCUGGACGUGCUGGUAUAGAACAAUGUUUUCUUUUUGAACUGAAGGCUUUAGCUGAUUUAGGAUUAGUUGGUUUACCAAAUGCCGGUAAGUCUACUAUAUUGAAUCAAAUUUCUAAUGCCAGGCCUAGAGUAGGCCAUUGGGAGUUCACUACAAUGCAUCCGACUAUUGGUACUGUUAGUCUAGGAAUAGAUAAGCCUAGUUUUACCGUCGCCGAUAUCCCAGGUAUAAUUAAAGAUGCCUCUAUAGAUAAAGGAUUGGGUCUUGAAUUCUUACGGCAUAUAGAACGUUCAAACGGUUGGGUUUUCGUCAUUAGUUUAGAAAAAGAAUCUCCAAUUGAUGAUUUGCAUACACUAAUUGGGGAACUUGGUGGCAUGGAAAAGGUGGUCUCGAAGAAUAUCUUAGUUGUAUGUAAUAAGGCAGACAUUGACUCUGAUAAACCAACAAUAUCCUUAACGAAAUACCUAAGAAUUGAACAGUUCUGCAAAGCGCAGAAUUGGGAUGUGAUACCGAUUUCUGCCUUGAAUGGAGAAAACAUUGAUAUCUUAUUAGAAAAAAUGGCCAAGUGUGCUGGUAAGUUGUAA
Eremothecium cymbalariae DBVPG#7215 is the source of this 1632-nucleotide messenger RNA. RefSeq names its product putative GTPase MTG2 (gene MTG2). Gene Ontology annotation, cellular component: mitochondrion. Gene Ontology annotation, molecular function: GTP binding; GTPase activity. Bases 1 to 1632 code for a protein of 543 amino acids. Lineage: Eukaryota; Fungi; Ascomycota; Saccharomycetes; Saccharomycetales; Saccharomycetaceae. The transcript has a single exon. The record is from RefSeq and is a predicted model, not a curated record.